AUGGUUCUCAAAGUGAAGGCUCGACUUAAGCGAAAUCCACGUAGUAGUGGUAAUCAAAUGGUCACAGAACUGAAAAUAUCCCAGCGAAGCAUGCAACGAAUAUUGAAAAAGGAGCUCAAGGUCAAGCCUUACAAGUUCCAAAAAGCACACAAUCUUGCACCAAAGCAAAAAAAAGUUCAGCUUGAAAGAGCAAAGGAGUUUUUAUGCCUGCGCGAACGUGGCGAAUUUCCGAACAUAGUGUUCUCUGAUAAGAAAACCUUCCCUAUAGAGCAGUUCAUAAACUCUCAAAAUGAUCGUGUUUACUUGACCGAACGUACCUACAAAAGUUUGAGCUUACGAGCGGCCACCCGAAACUCACUACAAAUGAAUAAGUACUCCCCCAAAGGAAUCGCAAGAUUAAUUUUUGUUGAAUUAAUGUUAUCCGUAACGAAAUUUUGCAAAAGAUAUAACUACAAUUUAGAAAAAAGCGGAGCCCUGCUUUCUCAGUUUUAUUUGACUCACGUUUUAACAACAAGCUCAUCCGAUCGGUCAACUGAAAAAGUUUACAAUUACUUUAAGGAACUUGCUUUGGCGCAUACGCUUCCAGAUGUAAGUUGGUAA
Molecule: messenger RNA, 600 nt
Organism: Diabrotica balteata
Lineage: Eukaryota; Metazoa; Arthropoda; Insecta; Coleoptera; Chrysomelidae
Source: the annotation of a GenBank genome assembly